GAUAUGAUGAAGUAACUGUCUUGGAAUGCCAAACUGAUCGGUGCAAUAAAAGGACAGUUGUCUCUGUUCCCAGGAUAAAACUGCUUAUUCGUGUUCAGGAUUGUACCGGGAUUGUUACUUUGACGUUGUUUGAACGUGAAGUUGUUAAACUCCUAAAUGUUAACGCAAACCAACUUUUGGAUAAUAACAUGGAGUUAGCAAGCGAAGGCAAUUUUCCGAGUGAGCUGAGGGCAUUGAUAAACAGGAGGUUUGCGUUUAAGAUAGCCAUAUGUUCGUUUAAUAUAAAUAAGAAAUUAGAUGGCUACUCUGUUUCGAAGUUGACCGAAAAUCCUUCUAUCAUCAAAGAUCUUGAUGCUCAUUUUGAUGUUUACCAGGCUGCUGAUGAUGAACCUUUAGGUCCUCAUGCUUCUGAUCCAACUCCAAUUGUUAACGUUAACAUCCAGGAUUCUGUUUCCCGUGUCGUUGAUGAAGAUACUCCAAUGUCCAAUUUGAACAACAGCAUAUUUACUACACCAUCUGGAGCUCAUAUUAGUUGUUCUUCAAAGAUGCUGGACAAUGAGCUGAAGCGCAAUUUGGAGGCGGUUUAUGAUGUGGAUCUUUGUUCUUCUCAGUCUUCAACUAAACCGCGUCAGGGUGAUUGUGAGAACAAUGAAGGUUUGAAGAUGAAAGCAAAGCUGGAAGAUUAGUAAUAACA
This is a messenger RNA of Helianthus annuus (common sunflower), 694 nucleotides long. RefSeq lists its product as uncharacterized. NCBI's taxonomy places the organism in Eukaryota, Viridiplantae, Streptophyta, Magnoliopsida, Asterales, Asteraceae. The record is from RefSeq and is a predicted model, not a curated record. The transcript has 5 exons. Bases 189 to 686 code for a protein of 165 amino acids.